Messenger RNA from Cadophora gregata, 375 nucleotides. RefSeq lists its product as uncharacterized. Bases 1 to 375 code for a protein of 124 amino acids. NCBI's taxonomy places the organism in Eukaryota, Fungi, Ascomycota, Leotiomycetes, Helotiales, Ploettnerulaceae. The transcript is spliced from 3 exons. The record is from RefSeq and is a predicted model, not a curated record.
AUGGCCUCCCAAACAACAGACAUCAUCACCAUCAUCCUUGCAUUCCUCAGUCUCGGUCUAUCCAUAGCAGGAGUCAUCAUUGCCUACCACAGCUUGAAAGCUCUAUCAACAAACAUCCUCAAUACUUCCACCAUCCUCCCUGUCCAUCAAAUACCACGACGACCAUACCAUCCAUAUGCGACUGGUUAUAUCCAUUACCUCCACGAUCCAUAUCUAAGACGUGUCGUUCAGACUGCGUAUAGGUCACGGCAGAGGAUUUUGGAGGUUGAUGGUAGUGAUGAGAGUGUCGAUGGAGCAAUCAUGGAAUUGACGCCUGUGCGGAGGGGAGGGAGGGUGAUAUCAGAUACUUCAAAUGAAGAUGAUGGUAUGUCAUGA